Molecule: messenger RNA, 751 nt
Organism: Entamoeba invadens IP1
Lineage: Eukaryota; Evosea; Mastigamoebida; Endamoebidae
Exons: 1
Source: RefSeq, a predicted model, not a curated record
AUGAGUAAACUUGAUAGAUACCAUAUGAUGAUAGUUGUACGGUAUUUUAAAUGUGAAUAUGAAUAUGAAAUUAAUAAUGUCGUGUUGGUCUGCAAAAAGUUCAAAAACAUCAUGAAGAUGUUUCAUUACAACCCAGUGUCGGUUUAUACAGAAACAAUCAAAUACUUUCCAAACAUUGAAACACUUCAUCUAUAUUAUAAUACUGGCGAAACAUUUGGCAACUCAAUUUUACUAUAUGUUGAACCAUACGAAUAUACCGAACAGGACACCAAUGACAGUUACAAAGAUGUAUCAAAUGGAGAUGAAAAUGGAGUAACAAAGGAGUUUUUCCAGAUAGUUAUUUGGUUUAACGUCAAUUACAGGACAGUUGUCAAAAACAGAGGCAAAAACAUAUUAUUUAAAAACGUGACGUAUACUAAAUACGACCGAAUGAAAUUUGGCGAAGAGAUUCCACCAACAGUCACAUCUCUUGGUGAGUACUGCUUCUCUCGGUGCACAAAUCUGAGUAGUAUUAUAAUCCCACAAAAUGUGGCAAGUAUAUGUAAUAAUUGUUUCUCUUGGUGCAAAAAUCUAAGUAGCAUCACAAUCCCACAAAGUGUCACUUCUAUUAGUUACAGUUGUUUUUACGAUUGUUGUUCUUUGAAGAGUGUUUAUAUGCCAAACGUGAUUGGAUCUAUUGGACUGAGAUGCUUGUGUGGUGACGCAACUAUGUAUGGAGUAGACUUACCGUCAAGUGUUGAAGAGCUCAAUG